AUGCCUAAUCAAUCUCCCCUUCUAUUGCUUGCACCUACUGGAGUAGCAACAUUCAACAUAGGAGCAUCGACUAUUCAUUCCAAGUUGAGAAUUCCAAUACAAGAUUUUUCUCAAUUAGAAGGAACAAGGCUAACAACUUUCCAAGAAGAACUAUCAUAUGUGAAGUAUAUAUUGAUUGAUGAAAUGAGCUUCAUUGGAGAGAAGUUACUUGAGAGCAUCGACUCCCAUCUUCGUCAAGCAUUCCCACAAAAUUCUGAUCUAACAUUUGCAGGUGUUUCCAUCAUUUUAGUUGGAGACCUGGGUCAACUGCCUCUUGUCAAAGACAAACCAACAUAUGAGAGCAGUAGACGAGCAAAGAUUCUAUGGAAAAAAAUAUAUUCUCUCAAACAACCUAUUGCACGUAGCAUUGCAAAAAAACAUGGAACUGUUAAUGCGACUAAAGGAAGUUCUCAUGAUGAGCUCGAUAUGGAGUUAUUGAUUAGCAAAAAUGCAAGAGUUAUGCUAACUUCUAAUCUAUGGAUUGAAGCAGGUCUUGUAAAUGGAGCAUUAGGUUAUAUUCAAAAGAUUGUAUACAAACCUGGAAGUAUGCCACCAGAACCACCAACAUAUGUAAUGGUUAAGUUUGAUAACUACUCUAUAUUUUUGUUCGAUGAUCGCAAUCCAGAAACAGUUUCCAUCAGUAUAAGACAAAGAGGUUCUACAGUUCAAAUACCAUUGAGACUGGCUUGGGCAUUAACAAUACACAAGUCGCAAGGUUUGACGCUUGCAAAAGCCACAAUUGAUAUAGGACCAACUGAAAGAACAGGAAUGACAUUUGUAGCUAUAUCUCAUAGAGUAAGAUAUAUAUAUGAUAUAUCGGUCGAUUUCGGGCCUCUGCCGCUGAAGUUGUAUAGACGAUCUCCAGUGAAUGGAGAACAGUGA
Cryptomeria japonica (Japanese cedar) is the source of this 921-nucleotide messenger RNA. RefSeq lists its product as uncharacterized. Bases 1 to 921 code for a protein of 306 amino acids. The record is from RefSeq and is a predicted model, not a curated record. Gene Ontology annotation, molecular function: DNA helicase activity. NCBI's taxonomy places the organism in Eukaryota, Viridiplantae, Streptophyta, Pinopsida, Cupressales, Cupressaceae. Gene Ontology annotation, biological process: telomere maintenance; DNA repair. The transcript is spliced from 4 exons.